CUUCGUAUCAGCAUCCACGAAUGAAAACUUUUUAUAGAGAACUUGCGGAUAGUCGUUUUCUUCGCUUCUUCUGUUCUUCACGCGGGACCUCGUUAUUUCUUUGCGUUGGGAAUAUCAGAUUUUUCUGUUUAUUGUUGGGAAUAUCGGAGGAGCUCGAGAAAAGCCCAAUGGCUAUUUCAGUAUCAACUGCUACUGUUGCUUCGUUGAAAUUGGAGUCUUCGAUCCGUUUCGUUCCUUCGAAGCUUUCAGCUUCAACCUCUCUUGGAUUUCCACCGCAGUUUCGGCAUCUUCAAACGGGAAGGAGGAGGAUAUUUUCUCCUCUUCAGCGUCAAAUCUUUCCUCGGGUUGAAGCAAGGAAACAAACAUUUUCCUCCUUGGAUGACUUGCUCUCAAAUUGUGACAAACCUGUAUUGGUUGACUUCUAUGCAACUUGGUGUGGCCCUUGUCAGUACAUGGUUCCUGUUCUCAAUCAAGUUAGUGAAAUUCUGAAAGACAAGAUCCAAGUUGUGAAAAUUGACACAGAAAAGUACCCAAGCAUUGCUGAUCAAUACGAAAUUGAGGCACUACCUACAUUCAUCAUUUUUAGGGAUGGGAAACCUUGUGAUCGUUUUGAAGGUGCCUUGACUCCAGAUCAGCUUGUCCAACGUAUUGAGAAUGCACUGAAAGUAAAGCAAUAAUUGACAUGGUGAGCCUUCUUGAAAAUGUGUUCUACGUUUGAUUCAGGUUAAAUGGAGAACUUGAAUGGAAAUGGGCAUUAGGAAUUCUGAGUCUUGGAGCUGAUCCUCUGCAUACUAAACCUCACAAACUCGUAUGAAUCUAAUCGUGGUCAUAUGUUUUGAAUGCAUUUAAUCAAGGACAUAAGAAGUUUGGCAUGGCUCUAGAUGACGAUAAGAAUGUACAGAGCCAUUGUACUUCCUAUCAAAAUUUAACCAAACUAUUAUUCUCCUUUUAUGUAUUAUGAUACUCAUUGUUGCAUUCUUUUCAUCCA
Nelumbo nucifera (sacred lotus) is the source of this 988-nucleotide messenger RNA. Its product is annotated as thioredoxin Y1, chloroplastic. Gene Ontology annotation, cellular component: cytoplasm. Lineage: Eukaryota; Viridiplantae; Streptophyta; Magnoliopsida; Proteales; Nelumbonaceae. The record is from RefSeq and is a predicted model, not a curated record. Gene Ontology annotation, molecular function: protein-disulfide reductase activity.